Abrus precatorius (Indian licorice) is the source of this 1537-nucleotide messenger RNA. Its product is annotated as transcription factor-like protein DPB. The transcript is spliced from 10 exons. The coding region runs from base 158 to 1147 and encodes 329 amino acids. Gene Ontology annotation, molecular function: RNA polymerase II transcription regulatory region sequence-specific DNA binding; DNA-binding transcription factor activity, RNA polymerase II-specific. The record is from RefSeq and is a predicted model, not a curated record. Gene Ontology annotation, biological process: regulation of transcription by RNA polymerase II; regulation of cell cycle. Gene Ontology annotation, cellular component: transcription regulator complex; nucleus. NCBI's taxonomy places the organism in Eukaryota, Viridiplantae, Streptophyta, Magnoliopsida, Fabales, Fabaceae.
AAGCACUUAUUAGGGGAACGCUGAGUUACAACAUAGAUUACGAUAGGAUGCAGUGAAAAUCAAUUUUGGAGCGAAACCGUAUUACGUAUUGUGUGGUGCUACUGAAGAAACCUGCUCUCACUCAGAUCUCGCCGCCUUUGCGAUCGAGUUAGAAUCGAUGGGAACGCGAGCUUGUGGAGACGAAGAGGAUGAGGAGCUAUUCGGUGGUGGAACCACCAUUUCCGGCCAAUCAGCCUCCACCAGCAGAAGCGCUGGCUUGCCGCCACCCGCCGAUAACACUUUUCUCAAAUUAAAUCAACUUGACAUUCACGCAGACGAUGCUGGAUCGCACGCAGCAGUUGCUAGCAAGAAGAAAAAGAGAGGACAACGUGCAGUUGGAGGUGAUAAGAGUGGAAGAGGGCUCCGCCAAUUUAGUAUGAAAGUGUGUGAGAAGGUAGAAAGCAAGGGAAGAACAACUUACAAUGAGGUGGCAGAUGAACUUGUUGCUGAAUUUGCUGACCCAAGCAAUAGUGUUUUGUCCCCUGAUCAGCAACAAUACGAUGAGAAAAACAUUCGUCGAAGAGUCUAUGAUGCUCUAAAUGUUCUCAUGGCAAUGGAUAUUAUUUCUAAGGACAAAAAGGAAAUACAAUGGAAGGGUCUUCCUCGUACUAGUUUGAACGACAUUGAAGAACUAAAGACUGAGCGUCUUGGGCUCAGGAAUAGAAUUGAAAAAAAGGCAGCCUAUCUGCAGGAGCUCGAGGGUCAAUUCGUAGGUCUUCAAAACCUUAUUCAACGAAAUGAGCAACUAUAUAGCUCAGGAAAUCCUCCCAGUGGAGGUGUAUCUUUACCUUUUAUUUUGGUACAGACACGUCCUCAUGCAACUGUUGAAGUGGAAAUAUCAGAAGAUAUGCAGCUUGUUCAUUUUGAUUUCAACAGUACUCCUUUUGAGCUGCAUGACGACCAUUAUGUUCUCAAGGCAAUGAAAUUCUGUGAGAGACCACAGGGUGAUAAUUUGACACACAAUCUUACUGAUGGAGGUGAAGGUUCUAGCAUGUCCGGCUUGUGUCAGUCACAGGUUCCUCCUUCAGUUUCAAAUGUGUCCAUUCGGCCUCCCUCAUCACCACCGCUUCCUGGCAUAUUAAAGGCAAGAGUCAAGCAAGAGCACUAAGAUGCAAGUUUAUCAUAUGGUCUUGCCUUAAUCAUGUCUGUAUAUUUUGUAAAGAAAUUUGUCGAAGUUGAUAGACCUUCAUAGUAGUUACUCAUCAGUAGAGCCAAGUCAUUCUGUAGGUUAAAAGCUGAUCAGUCUGUUUGCUUUUUUGUGGUUAGCGGUAGUCAAUGGCAAAUUCUUCGUUCAUCAUGUGUCAUUUAUUACCUUAACUGAUUUUUUGUUUCCCUACAUAUAUUUUCGCUGUAAUUUUUUCCCCUUUGUAGUUAGACAGAAAUCGGUUUGUACUAGUCCUAUAGAUCAUAGAAUGGAAUCCAACAGCAUGGGAUUAAUUUUGGAAUUCGCUGAUUUAUAGUGCAAACUGUAAACUUUUCCAGCUAAGUUGGUAUCUGG